AACAUUUUCUUAAUUCCGCAGACCACAGACACAAAUAAUGAUUGUUCUUCAGUUUAGCAUGUUGCGCACGUUGAGCGCACUGGGUGAGUUCCCCCACACUCAACACCGAGGUGGACACACACACUAAGCUGCUCUAAAGUCGGACACAAAAUAGUCACAGUAGUUUUGUCUUCCUGUAAUAAUGUAUCUGUGUUUCCUUUAGUUUUAACUUUUAUGUAGAGAAACACAACGCAUGUCUCUUGAGGAGUCAGUUGGUUGGACGGUGGGAGAGAUGGAGCAGUUGUACCCAAACGCGUCGCGCAGCAUCACUGCUCUCCAAACCUCGGCACGGACAAUGUGGCUCACCGGCGUGGCCAUCGCUUCAGUUUAUGGUGUGAUCAGCGUGCUGGGGCUGAUCGGCAACAUCACCCUGAUCAAGACGUUUUGCUCCGCCAAAUCAACCCGCAAUGUGCCGAAUCUCUUCAUGUCGAGUCUUGCGCUCGGGGACGUUUUACUGCUGGUAACCUGCGCUCCGGUGGAUGCCAGCCGCUACCUGUCAGAGGAGUGGCUGUUCGGCAGAGUGGGUUGUAAAGUCAUCCCUUUCAUUCAGCUCACCUCGGUUGGAGUGUCUGUGUUCACUCUCACAGCCCUCUCUGCUGACAGGUACAAGGCCAUCGUGAAGCCCUUGGAAAUCCAAACUUCAAGCACCACUACCAACAUUGUCCUGAGGGCGGCGCUAAUCUGGCUCUUCUCCCUGGUCCUGGCUAUCCCCGAGGCCGUCUACUCUGACCUCCACACCUUCAACGUCACCUCCACUGAUGAGAGCUUCGUUACGUGCGCACCUUAUCCCCAUGCUGGGGAACUGCACCCAAAGAUACACUCCAUGGCCUCCUUCCUCAUUUUCUACGUCAUUCCCCUGCUGGUUAUAUCUGUGUACUACACCUUCAUCGCCCGCAGCCUGAUGAGGAGCGCUUCAAAUCUGCCUGUGGAGGGGAACAUGCAUGCAAGACGCCAGGUUGAAUCAAGAAAGCGCUUGGCCAAGACGGUGCUGGUGUUUGUUGGGCUCUUCGCAGUAUGCUGGCUCCCCAGUCACAUCAUCUACUUAUACCGCUCCUAUCACUACUCCCAGGUGGACACCUCACUGGUUCACUUUGUGUGCAGCGUAGUAGCUCGGAUCCUGGCCUUCACCAACUCCUGCCUCAACCCCUUUGCCCUGUUCCUGUUGAGCAAGACAUUCAAAAAGCAGUUCAACCAGCAGCUGUGUUGCUGCUGUCGUAUGAUCCUCAGACACUCCUCACAGAGCCCGACACAUUACAACACACGUGUGACCUCUGUCCGCAGCACACAUUACUCCAUGGCAAGUCUGAGCAUUAUCAAUGGCAGACAGAUCUAUCAGGAAGAUUGUGUGUAAGUUCAUGUGUACUUUGUGUGUACUUUGUGUGUGUGUAUAUGUGUGUCCGUGUGCGCGUGUGUGUGUGUGUGUGUAUAUGUGUGUCCGUGUGUGCGCGUGCGUGUGCGUGUGUCAGUUCACCAAAUAUUGAUAAUGAUGUAUCACUUUGAGAAAGAAAAAAAAAAGUUUAACUCAUUCAAUUCAUUGCUCUUUUGGUGAUGUAUCUGUGUAGUAAACACUGAGUUUUAUUUCAGCUAUUGUCAUAGCACUUUGUAAAAUAUAUUUAGUAAUAUUUGACUUUCUUUUCCAAGCCAAUUGCUUUAUUGUGCGUACAUUAUUUAAAAAAGAAAAAAUGCAGAGUUUUUGCUUUUGAGUCAGUGGACUUGUUAACCACAUUUGAACAUAUAAUUAUGCAAACAAAAAAAUAUGAUCAAUAUGCUUUUACAAAUCAUUUUGAUCAUAAGACCCUUGCAUAAGUCAUACAAUUAUUAUUAAAUAUUGCAAUUCCAUAGAGUCUGGGGGGAUACAAAUAAAUCAGAAUUACAGCAGCAGUAUAUCCUGACUAGAUUAGUUAACUAGUAUCAGUCAAUCGAAAUACGCUAAGUCUUGGAAAUUACAUUUACACUUAUAACACUAAUUUGUUUUCCAUUCACAUCUUAAUGAGAAAUGCACUGGUAACCUGUCUUCCAGCGAAGCAGGUAUAACAUCUUUUUACCAUAUCGUCACCUUCCUAAAAUAAUGGCCUAAGUCAUGUUUUGACAAAAAUGUUUUUUUUGCCUAAAUCACCCCCUCAUGAUGCUGGCCACCUCUGGUAAAAUCGCCUGAAUCCUCAGUUGAGGGGAACAUGCAAUUCUACCCCCGGUUGUAUAAUGGCCUAUGUCAAAAGUGUGACUCUUUUGUUGAGUUUUUUGUGUUUCCUGAAAAACCUGAAAAAAUGACUUAGGCCAUUAUUUUAAGAGGGUGUCGAUA
Seriola aureovittata is the source of this 2338-nucleotide messenger RNA. RefSeq names its product gastrin-releasing peptide receptor (gene grpr). Gene Ontology annotation, cellular component: membrane. The record is from RefSeq and is a predicted model, not a curated record. Lineage: Eukaryota; Metazoa; Chordata; Actinopteri; Carangiformes; Carangidae. Bases 233 to 1390 code for a protein of 385 amino acids. Gene Ontology annotation, biological process: G protein-coupled receptor signaling pathway. Gene Ontology annotation, molecular function: G protein-coupled peptide receptor activity. The transcript is spliced from 4 exons.